Thecamonas trahens ATCC 50062 is the source of this 1324-nucleotide messenger RNA. RefSeq lists its product as uncharacterized. The coding region runs from base 40 to 456 and encodes 138 amino acids. The transcript has a single exon. The record is from RefSeq and is a predicted model, not a curated record. NCBI's taxonomy places the organism in Eukaryota, Apusomonadida, Apusomonadidae.
GGGCAAGGCACGAGGUCGGGGUGUUAGACAGGUAGACAGAUGGUAGUGUGUGAGGGAAAGAUGGUGUGCGUGACGGAUAAGCUCAUUCUCCGGGUAGAGGGAGGCAAAGGGAAGUGCAAUGAGUGUGUGCGGGGAAGGGGGGGAGAGGGAGGGGAGGGGGGAGGGAGGGAUGAAGCGAGAGAUCACUGUUCGGGAGGACGAGUUGGGCACCACGACCACAUACAUCCCCCCACACACACACAGACUCCUCCCUCCGGAAUUACCCCUCCCGCUCGCAGGCUCGCGGUCGGGAGUCCCGGUGACAAACAGGGCUGUGGUGUGGAUGACAUAGUGCACACCCCGGGAGACCCCCUACAUGAGGUGUCCUUGGACAGUGCGGGAGUCGUGGACAAUGUAAUUUUUGGGGUCGCGCGACCUUCGGCUUCAUCCGCGCUCAGGGCACCGGGUGAAGGGUAGCAACCAGUCACGGGCUCUGCCCGUGGCCGGGGGUGCACCCGGGGUCUUGAGCAGGCCGAGGAGCUUGACCACCAGGAAGGGGGGCCAGGGGAGGAGCCGGGCCCCUGGGCGCCAGGACGUAGUCCGUCUGGCGCCCUUGCACAUCCUUCCUCGUGGUCAGAAAUGACCCGCCAAACGUCAUGCGACCGGAGUCCGCAAGGGGGUGCGGUCUCAUUCGAAGGGGGUUGACCGGCGGUAGGUGCACCUACCGUUUGUCGCCCCCGAUGGUUGCGGUCAGGGAUCCGUCCCUAAACGGCGCUGCGAGGUGUGGACGGAUCAGCGGGGCGAGGGCGCAUGCGCCCUGCUCACGCUGAUCCUCCUAACCCCCCGUGGGAUGUGUGUCCAUCCCGCCGUCGGUCCGCCGACGGCAACCAGUGUCGUCACAUGUUGUCGGCAUUAUCAUCCAUAUUGCCAACCUCUCCCUGGUGGACCGCCGGAUGCUCGGUGGUCCUGAGCUGCAACCAGGACAGAGGUCGGCCUCUUGGAGGGUGGGAUCUGAAGGAAUAUCGGCCGUCGGCGCCCCAGUGAGGGAUUCCAAGUGACUAGAGUAUCCUGCAGUCGAUGUUGAGCACCCAACAAGUUGUACGCUGCACCACUUACGGAUGUCCUAUGUGGCGGCCGUCUUCUCGCCGUAGUGAGAUCAGUGGUUCGCGGUACUUAGGGCCGGCGUACAAUCCCACGGCAGGUGGCACCCUGCAGUUCCUGUAGGUGCUUCUCUGCUUAACUCCAUGCAACAACUCUCCAGCACGUGAUCUGGAACACAGGAGCUCUCAACAGCGCUGCUGUGUCUCGUCCAUUGUCAACGCCAUCUUCAACGCCAUCUCCAACG